AUGUCUGAUUCUCAAAUGUGUUUUGAAAUAAUGUUUACAUUUGAACGUAUUAUUAAUGAACUUGAUUCAGCUGGUAAUAAUGUUUAUCGUGAAAUAUUUAAAGUUGCUAAAACUCAUCUUUAUGAUCGAGCUAUGUCUUGUUUAAUUGCUUUAAUUAAUCCAAAUAAUUUUACGCAUACAAAUGAACUAGAAGAAAAUGUUACAUUAGAUUUUCGUGCACUUGAUGGUGAUGAUCAUUUAAUUACUGAUGAUUUACUCAAAUGUACGUUAAAUUCAAUUGAAAAUGCAAUACUUAUACUUGUUCAUAUAACAAAUUUAAUUAAACAAUUUAGUCCAAAAUUAAAAGCACCAACAGUUAUGUUUCAUUUACAUUUAUGUGAACUUCUUUCACUUAUAUCAAUUAAAUUUUAUGAAUAA
Molecule: messenger RNA, 417 nt
Organism: Rotaria sp. Silwood2
Lineage: Eukaryota; Metazoa; Rotifera; Eurotatoria; Philodinida; Philodinidae
Source: the annotation of a GenBank genome assembly